UGUGUGGUUGGAAGUGGAAGAUAGUGUGGAGCCUCUUCUCCUCCCCCUUCUUCUCCACAAACUGGUGGCAUUUGUGGUAAACCCAGGGACCUGGGGAGGUGGCCUACAAGAGGAGCAGGAGCCGGCAAGGUCAGAUGCGAGGUGUCUCGCCUGCAUAAAAGGGGUGUGACAGUGUUUCAGCAGCUGCCUCGCCAUGACCUCCUGGGCCCUCCUGCUCCUCGCCUCAGUGCUCCUGGCCACCCCAGAUGCUGAUGGUGUUUCUUCCCCAGGUCUGACCUUUUCUGGUCUGACUCCUGAGGACCAUGAUGACUUAUUCACCACUGACAUGUGUCAGGAAGAGCACUUCUUUGAGGCCCUGGACCAUGAGGCAUCCAAGGAUGACCAGAUGAUCUUCACCUGUAAGCCCUGUAAGUUUAUAAUCAAGAUAUUGAGAAAAGUCCUGGGACAAGAUAUCUCACAGGAAGCAAUCAAGCAGGCUGCAUCCCUGGUGUGUCACCAGACGCGUGUGUUCACCGAGUUAUGCAACACAUUAUUUAAUAAAUAUCUUAAUGACAUCACCCGGGGUAUCGUGAAUGACAAAUCCCCUCAGGAAAUCUGUGUGAAAAUCAGGAUGUGCAGACCUGAGAUAGGUGACCAAGGAGCUGGGACCUUACUCCACCCCGGGGAGAAGCACAGAGUCUCCAGCAGGCACCGCCAGCUCCUGCCUUCCUAAAUCCAGGACGGACCCUCCAGUUUCUCUCAGCUAGCUCCCUGCAGUGUCGUCCCCUGGCAGGAGAAUAAAAUGUCUUGCAAGCUUUUG
Molecule: messenger RNA, 799 nt
Organism: Canis lupus familiaris (dog)
Lineage: Eukaryota; Metazoa; Chordata; Mammalia; Carnivora; Canidae
Product: antimicrobial peptide NK-lysin-like
Exons: 5
Coding region: 194-712 (172 amino acids)
Biological process (GO): killing of cells of another organism; antimicrobial humoral immune response mediated by antimicrobial peptide; defense response to bacterium
Cellular component (GO): cytolytic granule
Source: RefSeq, a predicted model, not a curated record